Sporothrix brasiliensis 5110 is the source of this 1095-nucleotide messenger RNA. RefSeq lists its product as uncharacterized. The transcript is spliced from 2 exons. The record is from RefSeq and is a predicted model, not a curated record. The coding region runs from base 1 to 1095 and encodes 364 amino acids. NCBI's taxonomy places the organism in Eukaryota, Fungi, Ascomycota, Sordariomycetes, Ophiostomatales, Ophiostomataceae.
AUGUGGCUAUCACGGCCGCCAAUCCGGCGUAUAGCAACUUUGGCUGCCCUUGUUGCCUCGCUGCCGGCUACCUCUGCCUGGCCGACCUUUCCCUUUCUUCAUCCUCGCGAACUAAUCGGUGGCUUGGCCGACGACGUCGCCACGGACGUCGCAAGCAAUGUGGUCGGCGUUGAAACCACAGCCGGGAACAACGACGCGGGUACCUAUGCACCAGCACCGACACCUGCAACUGCACCCACCCAUAUCAACCUAUACACUCCAGCGCCGACACCUGCCGCCGACCCAGCUGAAGCCACCGUCAGCGUCGGUGGAGGAAACACGCAUCUGUCGGCAGGGAUCGGUGUGCUGGACGGUGUGCAGUUGGGGUCCAACAACCUGAACCCCGGCUUCAACGUACUAUGCUCAACCUUCACAAUCUUCACUGCUGUCACCGUCACCACCGUCUGGACCGAGACAAUUCUCGUUUCCACAGCCUGCCCAACGUCACCAGCGAAAACGACAACGUCUCCGGGAACGGGCAUCACCGUCACCGUGCUGGACAUCGAGCUAGGUAUCAGCGGGCUCACGGCGACGGCUGAAGCUGAAGUCGCUGCGAAGCGCCGGCGCUGGGGUAUGCCGCGCCUGCCGCUGUUCAAUUGGCAAACAACAGGUACGGUGUCCGGUCUUGGAUAUACCACAGAAACUGAGCGUACCCUUACGACAGCAUCGCAGCCAAGCAGCCCCGUGCCUUUGAGCAGUUCGGUGGACAGCAUGAGUAGCAGUGGCACGACAGCUCCGCUCUCAUUAUCAGCUGGUCCUCCGACUCCAUCUACACCGGCCUGGACUUCGCAUAGCACAGGACAUGCUUGCGAGACCAACUCGACGACUGUAUUGACUUCUACGUUUAUCUCGUUUGACCCAGUGGUCACUUCGGAUCGAGCCUUCCUCGAGCAGUUUUACAUUGACAUCAAGUCCGCAAAAAAGCCCUUCGUCCUCGACCUCGUCCAAAUCAACUACGGCGCCUCCGAAUACCUCGUUGCCGAAGACAACAUCAACUCCCAAGACUACGUCAACGCCCCAGAGAUCUACAACACCCGAGACUACAUCAACACCUAG